Molecule: messenger RNA, 1299 nt
Organism: Trypanosoma brucei brucei TREU927
Lineage: Eukaryota; Euglenozoa; Kinetoplastea; Trypanosomatida; Trypanosomatidae
Exons: 1
Coding region: 1-1299 (432 amino acids)
Biological process (GO): activation of GTPase activity; nucleocytoplasmic transport
Cellular component (GO): cytosol; nucleus; perinuclear region of cytoplasm
Molecular function (GO): GTPase activator activity; small GTPase binding
Source: RefSeq, a predicted model, not a curated record
AUGGGACGGAGGAAGGAGAAGAUCCCACCACCCGGGACGAACAAAGACCCGACAACAAAUUUUUACUCGAGGAAGAAGUGGCGUAUGGUUUUCCUUUCCAAUGUUUUGGAGCUACAGGGAAAGAAGCUCAUACCUCGGGGUAUGCAAAUCAUUGGUAAUGCGCUCAUGAAGAACAGACACGUUGUGAAGUUGGAGUUAGCGCAUAACGAUAUUGGUGACGCGGGCGCAAUUACACUGGCGGAACUUCUGCGACGCAACGAUACCAUUCAACACCUGAACUUAGCACAAAAUAAAGUAACAGAUGUGGGUGGUAUCGCUCUGGCGAGUGCUUUCAUUCCCAAUGUAAGUCCUAACGGGCAGGCGGGUUUGUGGAACCGCACGCUGUUUACACUUGUUUUGAGUGGGAAUGAGAUGGGUGAUGCCACUUUACUUGCAAUCAGCAAAGCAGCGGCAUGUCACCGGGACCUCAUGCGUGUUGAUCUCAGUUGGAACAAAAUUGGGCCGCUGGGAACAAAGUGCCUCGGGCGAUCGAUGCAACGAAACCCGAACUGUACGUACAUUUUGAUAGGGAAUCAGAUCGGGGAUGAGGGGACAGAGCACCUCUGCGAAGCCCUAAAAAGAUACUCCGGAAAGGGCACUUCUUCCCUCAAUCUGUUACGAAAUGACGUUCGUUAUAGAGGUGCCAAAGCCGUUGGGCGCUUAAUCGAAAAUAAUGAAUAUAUUCUCGACGUAAGUUUGCAUAGCAACACUCUUGGGUUGCGAGGCAUGCAGGAGAUCCGUCAUCACUUGACCAGCGCGCCAAAUCGCCUGAGGUCGCUUAAUCUCUCAAAUUGCAUGCUUGGUGACAGCGGAGCUGAAGAACUUGCUUUACUGAUUGAUGCCGAUUUACCAACUUUAGAGCGGCUUAGCGCUUCUGAUAAUGACCUAACUGAUAUUGGGGGUGUUGCCAUUGUCAAGGCGCUUAUGACCAAUAAUUCGUUGGUUGCCGUAAACUGUUCAGGCAACUCCUUUGGUGCCGAAACUGUAGAACUAACAAUGAAGCUGGUUGAGAAGGCAAAGGUGCUCAAACAGCUGGACUUCACCAACUCAAUUGAAUCUAGUGAUAUGCGUCGGACUCUUGCAUUUGCUGCAAGCGAUGCUGAUGGCCUCAGUAUCGAUGUGGGCGAAAUGCAAGAGGAUACUUAUGAGGGUACUGUGCAACGCAUUACUGAGCACAUGCAGCUUACCCUCGACGCCGAGGCUGAGAGAGCAAAAAGCAGAAAAGGCAAGAAAAGGGGAAAGAAGGCUGCAAGCACUUAG